This is a messenger RNA of Arctia plantaginis, 1905 nucleotides long. NCBI's taxonomy places the organism in Eukaryota, Metazoa, Arthropoda, Insecta, Lepidoptera, Erebidae. The record is from the annotation of a GenBank genome assembly.
AUGGAUAGCAUUCCCGAGUCACCGGUGAAGUCGAGCCCCCUCAUGGAGCCCGAGGAUUUCCUUCCUGAGAAUGAGACCGAUUACUCUAGUAUUAGAGGAAAGAUGGUACUAGUGAGUCCCACAGCUGAUGAGUAUGAGCUUCUCCGCAAGCAACUUCUCGAGAGGAUGGAGACAGGCAAUGGGGAGAUAAUAUAUGAUAUUGGACAAGGAGAAGAUGGUCGUGGCCUGACAGAGGACGAGUACAGUGCUUCUGUAGCGACGCUACAGUCGCUUGUGAGCGGCGAGCGCAUAUCCUGCGUCGAGCUCCGACGAUGGGACUGCGGAACCGGUAUUACUGGCCAGUAUUUACUACGUACGCAGCUGGACCACACUGAUUUCAUGGAGAUCAGAGUGGCAGUAGUGGGCAAUGUAGACGCGGGUAAAUCGACACUCCUGGGCGUGCUCACACACGGUGAGCUGGACAACGGGCGAGGGUACGCUCGACAGCGGCUGUUCAGGCACAAACACGAAAUGGAAAGCGGACGCACCAGCUCCGUUGGCAAUGAUAUCCUGGGCUUCGAUAGUAUGGGCAACGUAGUAAACAAACCUGACCAUGGUACCCUCGACUGGGUCAAGAUAUGCGAGAAGUCGUCCAAAGUGAUCACAUUCAUCGACCUGGCUGGCCAUGAGCGGUACCUGAAGACCACUGUGUUCGGUAUGACGGGACACGCACCUGACUUCGGCAUGUUAAUGAUCGGCGCUAAUGCUGGUAUAGUUGGCAUGACAAAAGAGCAUCUUGGACUAGCGCUAGCACUCUCCGUCCCCGUAUUCGUAGUUGUGACCAAGAUCGACAUGUGUCCACCCAACGUACUGCAAGAUAAUCUGAAGCUGCUCAUCAGAAUCCUCAAGUCCUCAGGCUGCAGGAAAGUGCCGGUCAUGGUGAAGACGAAAGAUGAUGUGAUCGUGAGCGCCACCAAUUUUGUCUCACAGAGGCUAUGUCCAAUAUUCCAAGUAUCAAACGUAAGUGGCGAGAACCUUGAACUACUGACCAUGUUCCUGAACCUGCUGAAGACCAGGAUGCCCUCGCACGACGACAAGCCCGCGGAGUUCCAGAUAGACGACACGUACUCAGUGCCCGGUGUGGGCACGGUGGUGUCUGGCACGACCCUGGCGGGCACCAUCCGCCUCAACGACACGCUGCUGCUGGGCCCCGACCCGCUGGGCCGCUUCACGCCCAUCACCGUCAAGAGCAUCCACCGCAAGCGCAUGCCCGUGCCCGAGGUGAGGGGGGGACAGACCGCUAGCUUUGCACUCAAGAAGAUAAAACGGUCUCAGAUACGAAAAGGUAUGGUGAUGGUAUCACCGGCGUUAAACCCCCAGGCGUGCUGGCAGUUCGAAGGGGAGAUACUGGUGCUGCACCAUCCCACCACUAUAUCGUCAAGGUACCAGGCUAUGGUGCACUGCGGCAGUAUCCGCCAGACGGCGUCGAUCCUGUCGAUGUCGCGCGACUGCCUGCGCACGGGCGACAAGGCGCUCGUGCGCUUCCGCUUCAUCAAGCACCCCGAGUACCUCAAGCGCGGGCAGAGGAUGGUAUUCCGCGAGGGUCGUACGAAAGCAGUGGGCAACGUGCUUCGGCCAGAGCCGGCGGCGCUGAAGCCGCUGCAGCGCAACACCAACAACACGCGCCACGACCGGCGCAACAACUCGCAACAACAGCCCGGACAGGCCACCGACGUGCAGCAUGCGCACCUCCAAGAAAGUGACGUAACCGCAGUAGACUCCCCAUUCGAGGUGCAGUCAGACAAACGCGGGGCAGCUGCGGGGGGCGGAGGUGGCCCCGCGGGCGGCGGGGGAGGAGGGGGGCGCCGCCCUCGCAAGCGGCACGACAAGCCGCCCGACCAGGCGCCACUCACCGCAGCCAACUAA